GAUUUCACCAAGAGCUUCUCCUGGAAUUCCUUCAGGAACUAUCAGCGGUUUACAGGAGCGUUCCGUCAACAAUGUCCAUUCCGGUAUCGCUGCCCACAGGACUGCGGAUCGACGAUUCACGCCGACAAUGUCCAAAGUUCCAAAUCAACUUGGAUGUGCAGCAACUUAGAAGUUUCGGUGAUGGCCUCCGACAACAGAAUUAUCAUCGAAUGGAAUCCGACGAGAAGCAGGACGAUCAUGGCUACCUACAUCUCCCAGUGCUUCAUUCAGCGCUACACCCUUCCACCGGAACACGAUUCCAACCAGAUCAACUCGUCGAUUUCAUCGGACGGCAUCUUGACGAUUUCGGCUACGAAGCAAGCGGUUUCGGAUGCGGAAGGCCACAAGUCGAUUCCGAUUGUUUCGACAGGUCAACCGCUGAAGAGAAUCGGUGCCGAUGUGCCGAUCACGAGAAGAAGGCAAGAAGAAGGAUAGUAUUGCCCACGUAUCUUAGUGGAGUGGUGGUCGAGGUUUCGCUGUUGUAACAAUUUGCACGGUCAGGACACUUUGUUCGCACAGGACUUGUUAAUGUUUAGCUGAAUAAAAGAUUAGUGAUUGAAUUCAUUCCCAGAUUCCUUUCGGGGUUCCUUCAGGAUUUUUUCCGCGAUUUCUCCAGAAAAUUAAUCUGGGAUUCUCCAGGAAUUCCUUCUGCUGUAUCUGAGGGAGUUCCUCUUGAGAUUCUUCUAAGGAUUUAUUUAGGAUUCCAUCGGAAAUGCCCUCUGGGAUUCUUCCAGGAGUUUCUUCUAAGAUCCCUAAAACGGUUUCAACUAUGAUUCCUCUUGGAGUUCUUGCCAGAAGUCCUCCAGAACUUUCCUUCCCCAAGAGUUUUGGGAUUCCUCUAGGAAUUUCAUCUGAGAUUACCCCAGGAAUUCCUUGCUUCUCCAAAAAUGUAUUCCAGGAUUCCUACGGGAAUUCCUUCUGGGAUUGCUCAUUGAGAUUCUUCCAGUGGUUUAUUCAGGAUUCCAUCGGAGGUUGCUUUGGGAUCCUUCCAGGAGUUUUAAUUUUAAGGAUGCCUUAAGAAGUUCCAUUUGGCAUUCUUUCGGUAGUGCUUUCCUGGAUUUCUCCAGCAACUCCUCGCGAGAUUCCUACCGGAAUUUAUUUAUCAAUAUUUAAUAAUAAAUCUAUUUAUUUUUUCAGAUAUUCCUCCAGGAAUUCGUUUGAGAUUUCUCUGGGAGUUCCUUCUGAGAUUUAUCUAGAAGUUACUACAAGGAUUU
This is a messenger RNA of Aedes albopictus (Asian tiger mosquito), 1253 nucleotides long. RefSeq names its product heat shock protein 23-like. Bases 154 to 474 code for a protein of 106 amino acids. Gene Ontology annotation, cellular component: nucleus; cytoplasm. Gene Ontology annotation, biological process: protein refolding; response to heat. The transcript has a single exon. NCBI's taxonomy places the organism in Eukaryota, Metazoa, Arthropoda, Insecta, Diptera, Culicidae. The record is from RefSeq and is a predicted model, not a curated record.